AUUGAUGUACAGGGUUGAGGCGAUGUCGCGUUUGCUUUUGGACUCUCGUUCACAAUUCAAAGACCCUGCACCUACCACUAUUCCCACCUCGUUAGGAUUUCAGGCUCGUCGGACUAGGAGAAGUAAGCACUGAGUGACGCAAGAUUUGGUGUCAUCACUUUUCGCUGUCUCUGCGUCGUCCGAUCAGUGCCCCUGCAUCUCCCUUGUAUCUGCUUCGCACGAAAGCCUAUGAGCUCCAGCAAACGCCUCCAUACUUUUCUUCGUAUGGCAAUUGAUUCCGGAUUGUUACCCCUGUCUAGUGUGCAGUCCUGACUAACGCGAUGAGUUUGUUGACGUCUUCCGAUAAGUUCCACUCGCACAGGGCCUCGCAAGUGAACAGUGUUUGCGGUAAAAGUAUUGAUGGGCCAGGUUGCCUAGUAGUUACUAAGUUAGCCAACAACGUUGGCAAUAUCACAGCCAUUAAUGGCUCGUGUGUGUUGAUCAGGUAAUUACCUCAUUGCUAAACCCAUCACUGUUUCCGUUGCCAGUUUUGGCCGGCCAAGUUGUCUAAGAAACCGCACAAGUGAUGAAAUUUCGGCAAUCGAACCACGUGCGGCCACCUCUGAUGAAUGCACAGCUGCCAAUUUCUACAGGCAUGUGGUGGCAUAGCAACUGCGUCCUGCAAAUACUGUAACACCCGUAUAGCUCACAAAACUUAUAUGCUUCUAUCUCUGAGAAUGGAUUCGAGUGUCAAUCUGAACUGACAGGCGAAUAUACCUCUUGUCCCAUAGAUCGCAUCUCCUUCUUUCCCACAGAGAUCGAGUUAAUGGGACAUUAAAAGAACAUUAAACUUAAAGAAUAUCGCACGGAUAAAACAGAUGUCGACUGCCUACGAAGGCUCCAUACAAGGGGCUUCAAAAUCUGACCGUGACCUAGAUCACCUCCGACCUAUCGGCACACAUUUCUGGACUGUAUGGUUUACCUAAGAUUCAUAGGGACGGUUUGCCAGUUCCUCCGAUUCUGGACAUACUGGACUCUCGGUAUCAUGCGAUAGCGAAAUAGUUACCAGAGAGAUUCAAGCCCGUAUAACGACAGUCAGCACCACGCAGCUAUCAGAACACCUUCGAAUUCAUUGACAACAUCGAAGGUCGUGGUCUUAACGGUUUGGUAAUGUUCUCACUAGAUGUCUCAUCACUUUUUACCAACGCCCCGGUCACCGAAACAGUUAGUGACAUCUGCGAAUUCCUAUAAAAUAACAGGAAAUAGGAUUUUGACGUACACCCCCAAGGAAUUAUUUCUAAGAUGCACAUUGAAUUUGCAGUUCCUUUUUGACAACCUAAUCCAUGGACAAAUAGACGUCGUUGCCCUGGGUUCGCCUCUUGGACCCCUCUUGGCAGACGUCUUCAUGGAUAAGCUGGAGAAAUUUCAACUAAACGAUCAGAUCAGCAAGCCUACGCCUUACGAUCGCUUCUUCGAUGACAUCUUUGCACUUGUUACUGUAGAAAUCGACGUAGCUUUUCGGCAAUCGAACCACGUGCGGCCACCUCUGAUGAAUGCACAGCUGCCAAUUUCUACAGGCAUGUGGUGGCAUAGCAACUGCGUCCUGCAAAUACUGUAACACCCGUAUAGCCCGUGAAUCGGGCACAUUCAUAGACCAGGUUUACAUGAGAAACGAAAGUGGCUGGUACGUAUCCUUUUCAAACAGGAGACCUGACGGUAGCGUCCGAAGGAGCUUCUAUCUGAAGAAAGCCUGGUCUGGACCAUACACGAAUUUCGGCAGUUUGGUACCCCUUAAACAAAAGAAAAAUCUUGUCCGGUGUUUGGUGCAGAGGUCUAGAAAAAUCGGCUCGACAGACAGCAUCGAGGAGGAACUUAGCAAAAUCCAGGAUUUGAUUCACAAAAACGGGUCUCCUGACAGGUUUAUUGUGAAGAGUUUUGUCGAGCGACCGGAAAAACCCACCACACUGACUGCUGAUAUUAAAACUGCGUUCCUCAAAGUCUUUUUUCAUGGAGACGCUCUGGUCAAGCAGUCUCACGAAAUUUCCCAGCAAAAAGGAUUCGAAUAUUAUUCUCCACUGGCUCUCUUACGCAGAGAUGGCAAGGAUAAGUUGCCAUCUCAGACUCUUGCCGUCCACACCCGGCCUGUGCUCUUUUACUAACUUUGGUCAACUUUCCUAAUCACUGCCAUGUUUGGUUUGAUGCCGUCCCCAUAUAAAUGCACGGGUCUGACGAAAACCUAUCGAAAGCAAAUUAAUGCUAGCCAUCUAGUCUUCCGAGUACUGUUCGAAUGCCUUCUAGUUCUGAGGUAGGUCCCCUUUCGCUUUCCAUGUUUAAGGUAUGAAAUAUCUCAGAGUUUUUUUCCUUAUUUCAGGUUUGUUAUCACGCAAUAAACUGGACGCAUUCGAUGUUGACGCAAGACUAGCAGCACUAAGGCCGCCAAUCUGUUCUUUGGACCACGAGGAUUCAGAAGGUCCGUGUUUUUUUAAGGAAAUAUUCUUCGAAGUAUUCGUCUGGGGGCUUGAUGCGUCUGACAACACACUUACUUUUACACGAUUAUAAAUAGACUAGGGAAACACCACGCCCUUCGGCCUUUCGUUUUUUAUUAUUCCAUUUACUCAUUGACGUGAUUUUUAUGUGACCGAAAAUUAAGCCGUAUUUGGGGCUCUGAAGCCUACCCGAGAUUCCUCAUAGGACCCAGCAAUUUUGCGAUCUCCCAGUGUGAGAUUGUCGCGUUACUUUUUAAUCCGGCAACUCUUUUACACCUUUCAGUUUCUCCCUUCCAACGUCUGGUGUAUACAACCUUGGUACAGUGUUGUGGGCUAGGCAAGCAAAUUUCCUACGGACGGCUUGCUCAGGCGAUGGAGAAUGCCGUCUGCGAUGGGCGGCCACCAAGAAGAGUUGCUCCAGUCGCUGUGGGCAGCGCUCUCAGGAGAAAUGAAGUAAUGCUGUUGGUUCCCUGUCAUCGAGUGGUGCCAGUGUUCGCAAAAAAGGCCAGCAAUUCGACCUCUCUUACUGGCACGGGUGCCUAUGGUGGUGUUCCUGACUGUCCAAUCAAAAACUGGCUUCUCCGACGUGAGAGCUACGUGUUUGCUGAUCGAUAA
Spirometra erinaceieuropaei is the source of this 3080-nucleotide messenger RNA. NCBI's taxonomy places the organism in Eukaryota, Metazoa, Platyhelminthes, Cestoda, Diphyllobothriidea, Diphyllobothriidae. The record is from the annotation of a GenBank genome assembly.